UUUACUGCGUGUAAGUUGCGCUGUCUCUCUCUCUUUUCUUCACCGUCUCUUCCUACGUCCAUUCUGUUUCGUUGCUAUUUCCUGGACAGAGCCUUUCUAAUUCCCAACCAUUUUCAAAAAUCUCUCUUCUCUUCCACUUUCCUCUCCAACUAGCUUCAGAUCCGCCUCUUGAUUCUACUUUCCGGCGCAGAUUUUGGUCUGAUUUUUGUCGGUGCUUUUGGUUGGAAAUUUUCGAUUCUCUUCCACCGACAUCAAUUGUUUUGUACUUUUCAUGAUGCGAGAUGUGGGUCUUGAUCUUUGGUUCGAUAUUUCUCGUUCUCUUGACAGCUGAUGCGUCCUGGAAAUUUUGAGGUGAGCUUCACUUAAAUUUUCUGUGGAACUGGUUGGAAGGAGCUGUUAAUUUCAGUACCAUCAAGGCAUCAACGAUGAAGAAGGUCUUUGGUCAGACUGUUAGGGAUAUUAAGAGAGAAGUUAAUAAGACAGUGCUUAAAGUUCCUCGACUAGAGCAGAAGGUUCUUGAUGCUACUAGCAAUGAGCCGUGGGGCCCUCAUGGAUCACUUCUUGCAGAGAUUGCACAAGCAAGCAAAAACUACCAUGAGUGUCAGAUGAUCAUGGCAGUAAUCUGGAAGCGUGUUAAUGACUCGGGCAAAAAUUGGCGGCAUGUGUACAAGGGUUUAACUGUCUUGGAGUAUCUGGUGGCUCAUGGAUCAGAGCGAGUGAUAGAUGAAAUCAAGGAUCAUGCAUACCAAUUAUCAGCCUUGUCCAGCUUUCAAUAUAUUGAUUCCAGUGGAAGGGAUCAAGGAGCAAAUGUUCGAAAGAAGUCACAGAGUCUUGUGGUUCUUGUGAAUGAUCCAGAAAGAAUCAGUGAGAUUAGGCAGAAGGCUAAUGCCAACAGGGACAAGUUUCGAAGUGCAUCAUUAGCUGGCGGAGCACAAAGGCAGGGGUAUGGAGACCGUUAUGAUGAUGAUUUUAAUGAGGGACGUUACGGAAGCAGGGAUGAUGAUAGGAAUAGCAAUGGUUAUGGAAGGGAAAGAGAAUAUGACUAUAGAGAUGAUGACCGUGGUAGGAAUUCCGACUCAAACAGACGUGAUGGAGAUCGCUAUAGCAGAGAUGGUGAAGAACGCCAUGGAAGAGAGAGUCCCAGGGAUGGUGAUAAUUGGGGUCGAAGAAGUGUUGAUGACCACCAAUAUGGUGCAAGAAGGGAUCAAGAUAGAGACCAUGAUGACAGUGCCCGUGAUGGUAGUGGAAGAGGUGAUGUCAGGUCACCAGAUGUGAGGCGGCAUGAUAAUAAAUUUUCAGAGCAAGACACUGGUGCACCUCCUAGUUAUGAAGAGGCAGUGAGUGAGUCCCGAAGCCCACCAGCUCAUAGCGAAAGGGACCAAGAAACCUCAACCUCUGCUCCUGCUACUUCAUCUGCCCCUGUUACCAGUGCACCUAGCCAGUCAAGUCCCGUACAUGGUGCUCCAACAUCUGCUGACCAGUUAAUUGGGAACUUUGAUGAAUUUGACCCUCGCAGUUCAGUCUCAGCUGCUCCAACUAUUCCACCAAACAAUGCUGAGAUGGACUUACUUGGUUCACUGACAGAUUUUUCUUCAAACUCACUGGCCGUUAUGGCAAUGGCAUCUGCAAAUGUGACUGGGGCCUUUGAGCCUGAUUCACACAUGAACUCUGGUGCAGGAACUCCGCAGACUACUACAACAGUAGCCAAUAUCAGUAAUCAGAAUUUUGAAGAUCCUUUUGGUGACACUCCUUUUAAAGCUAUGCCUUCUAAUGAUGGUGCCCCUCAAUUCCAUUCUUCUGCUAUGACAGAUCCACUCCAGUGUUCCCUGCACCAAAACGUUGGACAACCGCAUCCUAAUACAAUGACAGAUCCACUCCAGUCUUCUCUGCACCAAAGCCUUGAGCAGUCCCAUCCUUCUACUACGACAGAUCCUUUCCAUUCUUCUCUGCACGAAGGCCUUGGACAAUCCCAAGGAGCUAUCCCGGAAACAAACCAAGUCUCUAAUUCUGAAUAUGGUAAUGCAUUUUCUGCUUCAACUGGUGCAUCCGGCUUAUCCAGCUUGCAAGCAUCAUCAGACCCACAGUUCCUUCAAGGGCCCUCCACUACUCCAGACCCUGAGAUUGAUAUACUGGCAGAUAUUCUACCUCCUUCUGGACCUCCAUCUAACCCAGCAUCCUUGUCAACUUAUUCCUUCCCUGGCGACCAGCCUGCGUUGGCUACUCCCUUCUCAGAUCCUGGUCAACCUCUUCAGCAAAAUUUUACAGCUUUAAGCAAUCCACCUUCAGAACCAAAUGCUAGUUCAUUCCUUAAUGUGCAACCCCAGUCCGGAGCUACAGCAUCGUUGAACUCAAAUAUGGCUUUUCAGCCUCAAAGUGCACCUACUGGACAGUUUGCCUAUGGGGCCCCAGAGGGAGGAUCUACAGCAACACCUACUGGACAAGUUAGCUAUGGGGCCCCACAAGGAGGAUCUACAGCAGCACCUACUGGACAGGUUGGCUAUGGGGCUCCACAGGGAGGAUCUACAGCACUAGGACAGGUUGGGUAUGGGCCCCCGCAGGGAGGAUUUUCAGCACCUACUGGACAGUUUGGCUAUGGGCCUCCACAGGGAGGAUCUGCAGCACCUACUGGACAGUUCGGCUAUGGAGGGGGCCCACAGGGAGGUUCUACUGCUCCUUUCUAUACACAGAUGGCUUCAACCAGCAGUCCAAAUGCACAGGCUAGUGGUGGUAGCUAUUUUGUACAGAAUGGAGGAUCUGCUGCUCCUGUUACUUCACAACUUUCUCAGCAAAAUCCAAGUGGGUCAGCUGCUCCACUUGGCAGUGGAAACGUGCAGCACCAUGGUUUUACAGCCCCACCAGUAGCUUCACAAGGAGCUUAUCAGGUUCAAAAUGGUUAUGCUGCACAGCAAAAAAGUGAUGAUUUUCUGGGCAGCAUUCUUCCGCAAGCUGUACCCCCUCAAGUUCCUUCACAGCAAGGUUUUCCAGCAUCAACGGGUUCACUUUUGAUAGCAUCUCAACCAUCUAAGGGCAAGUUCGAGACAAAGUCAACAGUCUGGGCUGACACUCUUAACAGAGGGCUAGUUGAUUUGAAUAUAUCUGGGCCUAAAACAAAUCCAUUGGCAGAUAUUGGAGUGGAUUUUGAUGCCAUAAAUCGGAAGGAAAAGAGGAUGGAAAAGCCUACUACAACUGCAGUAACUUCUACUAUCACCAUGGGUAAAGCUAUGGGAUCUGGUUCUGGAGUGGGUCGUGCUGGUGCGAGUGCCCUUAGAGCGCCACCGAACCCUAUGAUGGGUUCAGGUAUGGGUAUGAACAAUGCUGGCAUGGGAGGGCCCUAUGGAGGAAUGAAUCAACCCAUGGGAAUGGGAAUGGGAAUGGGCAUGGGCAUGAACAAUGCUGGCAUGAACCCGGGAAUGGGAAUGAACAAUGCAGGCAUGAACCCGGGAAUUGGAAUGGGAAUUGGAAUGGGAAUGGGAAUGGGAAUGGGUAUGGGUAUGGGAAUGGGAAUGAACCCGGGUAUGGGAAUGGGGAUGGGAAUGAAUCCCGGAAAUUUGGGUAUGGGACAAGGAAUGCAAUUUCAACCACCAGGUGGUAUUCGGCCGGGAUCCAAUGCUUCGGGUGGUUAUAAUCCAAUGAUGGGUGGUUACGCCCCCCAGCAAUCAUAUGGUGGUGGCUACCAAUAAACUGUUCAAUAUAUUCAUUUUAGAGUGUAGUAUCAGAUUUACUUGAGAGUUGAAGAUUGGGAGGGGGGGGCAACUUGAUUGUUGCCUUUGGAAGUCCUUCACACUGCACAUCUUGUGAAGAGCAAAAGCUGCAUUUCAUUAUUUUCUAUGAAAGCUGCUCAAUGCGAUGUUCAUUUGCUUAUUCUUUGUAUGUUUUUUCCAUUUCUAACGACCUACCGAGAGUUCUAUAGUUGAGCUAUGGUUGAUUGAUAAUUUUCGUAUUCUCAUCACAAUUUGUAUACAACUGAACAUCGAUAAAUGAGGACAUACCUCGAUUUUUAUUAUCAACGUAAUAUAUGCACAAUACCUCAUUUUGUUCAUGCCA
This is a messenger RNA of Benincasa hispida (wax gourd), 4044 nucleotides long. RefSeq names its product clathrin interactor EPSIN 2-like. Gene Ontology annotation, cellular component: clathrin vesicle coat; endosome; plasma membrane. The record is from RefSeq and is a predicted model, not a curated record. Gene Ontology annotation, biological process: endocytosis. Gene Ontology annotation, molecular function: clathrin binding; phospholipid binding. Lineage: Eukaryota; Viridiplantae; Streptophyta; Magnoliopsida; Cucurbitales; Cucurbitaceae.